AUGAGCUUGGAGUGCGGGAGUGGCUGGGAGACAGGGACGGACGGGAGGUUGGUGGACACCCUGAGGGGCAGGAUGGUUAUGGACGAAAGCCAGUGGGUCCCUGAGCGCGAAGGCACCGUCUCCACCAAGCUCCUGCAGAAGGCGGGUGCGGCCCCGUUCGUGCCUGUUGGCAUCGGGGGCUUUGCCAUGGUGGCCGCUUAUGGCCUCUACAGACUGAAGGCCAGAGGAAAGAUGAAGAUGUCUGUGCACCUGAUCCACACCCGCAUGGCUGCCCAAGCCUGCGUGGUUGGCGCCAUCACACUGGGUGCAACCUACACUAUGUACAAAGACUACCUGCUGAAACCGGCUGCAGACAGAGCCCAGAAAUAG
Emys orbicularis (European pond turtle) is the source of this 369-nucleotide messenger RNA. RefSeq names its product HIG1 hypoxia inducible domain family member 1B (gene HIGD1B). The record is from RefSeq and is a predicted model, not a curated record. NCBI's taxonomy places the organism in Eukaryota, Metazoa, Chordata, Testudines, Emydidae. Gene Ontology annotation, cellular component: mitochondrion. Bases 1 to 369 code for a protein of 122 amino acids. Gene Ontology annotation, biological process: mitochondrial respirasome assembly. The transcript is spliced from 4 exons.